This is a messenger RNA of Epinephelus fuscoguttatus (brown-marbled grouper), 990 nucleotides long. Its product is annotated as immunoglobulin lambda-1 light chain-like. NCBI's taxonomy places the organism in Eukaryota, Metazoa, Chordata, Actinopteri, Perciformes, Serranidae. The transcript has 5 exons. The coding region runs from base 1 to 990 and encodes 329 amino acids. The record is from RefSeq and is a predicted model, not a curated record.
AUGCUUCUUCUCCCAGCUGCUGCUCUGUGCUGUCUGUGUUCAGUGCUGGUUGCCAUGGCAGCAGAGCUAAUUCAGGAUGAUUUAACAUUGACCAGGAGAGUUGGUGAAAAAGUCUCCUUCAGCUGUCGACGCACUGACCAGUGUAACAGUGACUAUGUUCACUGGUUUCAGAAAAAAGACACGGGAACAUUCACAAAGAUUCUGGAAAUUAAGAAGACAAAUUGUCAAGUUUAUUCAGGUUACAAUCAUCCUCAGGAAGCUGAUUUUUCAGCUGUGAAUAAAAAAAAAAAAGAGAAAAAAGAGAAUGGCUGUGAGUUGGAGAUCCAGAAAGUUAAACCCAGUCAUUCAGCCACUUACUACUGCUGCUGUAAGGGUUCUGUGGGCUUGCUCUUUGGCUCUGGAGCUAAACUGUAUGUAACAGAUGAGCAGGUUGUGAAACCCGUGGUGAGCGUGUACCCAGCAGCAUCCAGAGCCCACCUGGAGGGGAAGACCUCCCUGCUAUGUCUGGCCUCAGCCAUGUUUCCCCCUCUGGUCCAGUUUUCCUGGAAAAGACGAAAGGAGAAUGGACCUCUGGAGAAGCUGCCCCCUGCUGAGGGAGAGCAGCUGGAGCUCAGAGAGUCGGGAUACAGUGCUGCCAUCCUGCUGAUCCAUCAGCAAGAGAACAGCGCAUAUAAAUACAGCUGCUACGUCCAGCAUGAGGGGGGAACAGUGGAGGCCGACACAGAACAAGAGGUUUCUACCUUUCCACCAUCACUUCCAACAGCAGCUUCAACAACACCUCCUCCACCAUCACUUCCAACAGCAGCUUCAACAACACCUCCUCCACCAUCACUUCCACCUGCCAUUGCUUCUGCCCUGUCUCAGUACCAAGUGAAGCUGUUCUGUGUACUGUACACAGUGCUGAUAGUGAAGAGUCUGGUGUACUGCUGUGGACUCUCUCUAUUGAUCGUCCUCAGAAACAAGGGACCGUCGACAAACUACACAUGGUAA